GCCGCCACUAACGCCCGUUUCCGCGCAGGUGAACGGGUGCUGUGCUUCCACGGGCCUCUCCUGUACGAAGCCAAGUGCGUGAAGGUGGCCAUCAAGGACAAGCAGGUGAAGUACUUCAUCCACUACAGCGGCUGGAAUAAGAACUGGGAUGAAUGGGUUCCAGAAAGCAGAGUCCUCAAAUACGUCGACACCAAUCUGCAGAAGCAGAAAGAACUUCAAAAGGCCAAUCAGGAACAGUAUGCGGAAGGAAAGAUGAGAGGGGCUGCUCCAGGCAAGAAAACGUCUGGACUCCAGCAGAAAAAUGUUGAAGUAUUUUUCAGACGAGAUGGAGCGCAUACAGUUUGCAGUUUGGAGACCCCUGCAAUAUCGACGCGGAAAACCAAAAAGAACAAACAGAAAACUCCAGGAGUUGGCGAAGGAAGCAGUUCCAAUGAAAACCCUCAGCCUCCCAGGAAGAAAAGAGCUCGAGUGGAUCCUACAGUUGAAAGUGAAGAAACGUUUAUGAACAGAGUCGAAGUAAAGGUAAAAAUACCAGAAGAGCUGAAACCAUGGCUUGUAGAUGACUGGGAUUUGAUUACCCGCCAAAAGCAGCUCUUCUACCUUCCUGCCAAGAAGAACGUUGAUUCCAUUUUAGAGGACUAUGCAAACUACAAGAAGUCCCGAGGAAACACGGAUAACAAAGAAUAUGCUGUUAAUGAAGUUGUGGCAGGCAUCAAAGAAUACUUCAACGUCAUGCUGGGGACCCAACUGUUGUAUAAAUUUGAGCGGCCGCAGUAUGCAGAAAUCUUAGCGGAUCAUCCUGAUGCACCAAUGUCCCAGGUCUAUGGAGCACCACACCUCCUCCGGUUGUUCGUCAGGAUUGGAGCAAUGCUUGCUUACACGCCUCUUGACGAGAAGAGCUUGGCCUUGCUGUUGAACUAUUUGCACGACUUCCUAAAGUAUUUAGCAAAGAAUUCCUCGGCAUUGUUCAGCGCAAGCGACUACGAGGUUGCACCUCCAGAAUAUCACCGGAAGGCUGUGUGAGCUGCUUGGUAUAACAGUGCACAGGAGACGGCACGUUACUGGAAGAGAUCCUCUGAUCUCUGCAGCUGUCCCAUCCAGUUCCACAUUUGUCCACGGUCCCUUUCUUGCACAUGUGUUUCUGCACAAAUGCAGAAGUAUCGGGUGAAUAGUGUUUGUGUCUUCAGGUGGAGCUGCCACCGUCCACGUCCCAAGGGUUUUUCUUCAGGUCUGGAGGAAGAGAGGCUCCUGGAACGCUUCGUUGCGUCGGGUUGAUGUUGGGAUGUCGAUGGAAACGCACUGUUGUUUCAUAGCCUGAACUCCUGCAUGCUUCUUGGUCCGUUUUCCUUGAAACAAAGCCUUACCUGCUGCUGAUGGUUUGGUACCGUGUUGUCGUCCUUUCCCACAAACAAACUCUUGCUGCCAGUAUUGGGGGGGAAGGGAGAUCAAGCACAGAUACGGGAUGGGUGGGGGGGGUCCUUGUGUGCUUUCUUGGUGUUGGGAGGGUAAAAUGUUGUGAACAACGUCUGUGUUCUUUGCAUAGCUGAAGCAUUGUGGGAUUAGUACUGGGGAGGGUUGAAUGUACCUUCUAGCAUAGGAGGAAUUUACCAUUGGCCCCCCAGGUAUGAUGAUACGGUGUUCUCUGGAGGAGAUAGGUACAAGUCUCCAAAUAAAAUUUUCUACUUCA
Python bivittatus (Burmese python) is the source of this 1687-nucleotide messenger RNA. The record is from RefSeq and is a predicted model, not a curated record. NCBI's taxonomy places the organism in Eukaryota, Metazoa, Chordata, Lepidosauria, Squamata, Pythonidae.